AUGUACGGUAGCAAGCUUCAGAAGAACAAAAUCAGGCCGCCGCGGAGGGGCAUCAACGGCGGCGACAUCGACUUUGAGAGCACCUGGAACAUCCUCGCCGCCGCGAUACGUCAGAUACAUACCAAGAAUGCUUCGGCCCUUUCAUAUGAGGAGCUCUACAGACACACUUACCGCGUAAUCCUGAAGAAGAAAGGCCACGAUCUCUACGAGCGGGUACUGGGCUUUGAGAAGGACUGGUUAAGCAAGGAGGUCAAAGGCGGCGCACAAGGGCUGAUCACGGAUGGCUUGGUCGCGAGCAUGCAGGAUGGAGGUGGUAAUACUACAAUGAACGAACAGAGGGUGGCCGGAGAGAGGUUUCUGAAGGGCCUAAGGGAAGAGUGGCAAGAUUACCAACUCUGCAUGAGCAUGCUCACGGACGUGCUAAUGUACAUGGAACGCGUCUAUUGUACGGACAACCGCCAGCCAUCCGUCUAUACGACCUCGCUCACUUUGUUUCGCGACAACAUCCUGCGCUCCGAUGCGUCGGCAAAACACCCCAAUCAGAAAAUCCAGGGCAUUCUAAACAAGAUAAUGCUGGACCAGGUCCAUAUGGAGCGCAAUGGCGAUAUUAUUGACAAGCAUUUGGUUAAGUCAUGCGUCUACAUGCUGGAGAGCCUGUUCGAAGGCAUUUCGGAAGAUAUCAACCAGCGGUUAUACAUCACUUCAUUCGAGCAAGAAUUCCUGGAUUCUAGCCGCGAAUUCUACAAAAAGGAAGGUGAUACGCUUCUGCGUGACCGGGACGCCGGCACAUACUGCAGACACGCGGCCCGUAGGAUACAAGAAGAACAGGAUAGAUGCCGCUCGACGCUGUCGGAAAGCACUACACCAAAGAUCGAGGCAGUAGUGGAGGAUGAGCUCAUCAGGAAUAAGAUUCAUGAUCUGAUCGAGUCAGACAGCGGGGUCAAGUUCAUGGUGGACAACGAUCGGAUUGAAGAGCUAGGACUUGUCUAUGAGCUCAAUUCGCGCGUCGACUUCAAGAAAACAGAGCUGGUUCGGGCGAUACAGAACCGCAUCGUGGAAAUGGGAACGGAGGUUAACAAGGCCGCCAUAGCUGCUUCUCAGGCACCCUCGGCGCCAGCAAUCCCGGCAGAAGGUGGUGAGAAGGAAAAGAGCAAGGCAGCGUCGGCGGAAAAGGCUGUUAACCAGCAGACUGUGGCAGCGUUGAAAUGGGUCGAAGAAGUCUUGCAACUAAAGGAUAAGUUUGACGAGAUCUGGAAACGCGCAUUUGCCUCGGAUCAACUCAUGCAAACUGCCCUUACUCGCAGCUUCUCGGAAUUCAUCAACUCAAGCGCAUUCCCUCGGAGCUCGGAGUACAUUUCGCUCUUCAUCGACGAGAACAUGAAGAAGGGCAUCAAAGGUAAAUCAGAGAACGAGGUCGACAUCGUGCUGGAGAAGGCCAUUGUCCUGCUGCGGUACAUUGUCGACAAGGACCUCUUCGAGCGCUAUUACAAGAAGCAUCUCUGCAAGCGUCUGCUUAUGAACAAGUCGCUGAGCAACGACGUGGAACAGCAAAUGAUUUCACGGAUGAAGAUUGAGCUCGGAAACAACUUCACAACGAAACUGGAAGCUAUGUUUAAGGAUAUGACCAUUUCUGAUGAACUAACUUCCGGCUUCAAGGACCACGUCGCCAAGCUCGGCGACCCAGACCCCAAGCGCAUCGAACUUGGCGUCAGCAUCCUGACCAGCAUGACUUGGCCUUUGGAGUCCAUGGGCAGCUCUGGUGACAACGAGGAGAGUGCGCGUCUAAAGUGCGUUUUCCCCAUGGCCGUCGAGAAGAUCAAGAAGAGCUUCGAACAAUACUACGGUGAGAAGCACUCUGGCCGUCAACUUACCUGGCUCGCCAACAUGGGUUCUGCGGAUGUCCGGGCCACAUUCCCUAAGGUGCCGUCCAAGGAGGGCGGCUUCAAGGAGCGUAAGCACGAGCUUAACGUCUCCACGUAUGCCAUGAUAAUCCUAUUGCUUUUCAACGACGUACCCAACGAAGAGAGUAUGACCUUCGAAGAGAUCCAAGCCAAGACCAACAUCCCCACCCACGACCUUAUCCGGAAUCUGCAAUCUCUGGCCGUCGCACCUAAGACGAGGAUAUUGAUCAAGGAGCCUAUGAGCAAGGACGUCAAGCCCACUGACAAGUUCUUUUUCAACGAGGGUUUCGUGGGCAAGUUCCACAAGCUUAAAGUUGGUGUGGUUACCGCAGGAAACAAGGUCGAGGGCGAAAAGGAGCGCAAGGAUACUGAGAAGAAGAACAACGAUUCCCGUGGCUUCUGCAUCGAGGCUGCUGUUGUGAGAAUCAUGAAGCAACGCAAAGAGCUCAGCCAUCAGCAACUCGUUGCCGAAACCUUGACGCAGCUCGCCAACCAGUUCAAGCCAGACGUGAAUAUGAUCAAGAAGCGUAUAGAGAGUCUGAUCGAGCGCGAGUAUCUCGAACGCAUCGAAGAGGCGGCUCUCCCCUCCUACCGGUACUUGGCGUGA
Messenger RNA from Aplosporella prunicola CBS 121167, 2508 nucleotides. RefSeq lists its product as uncharacterized. Gene Ontology annotation, molecular function: ubiquitin protein ligase binding. The record is from RefSeq and is a predicted model, not a curated record. Gene Ontology annotation, cellular component: Cul3-RING ubiquitin ligase complex. The transcript is spliced from 4 exons. The coding region runs from base 1 to 2508 and encodes 835 amino acids. Lineage: Eukaryota; Fungi; Ascomycota; Dothideomycetes; Botryosphaeriales; Aplosporellaceae. Gene Ontology annotation, biological process: ubiquitin-dependent protein catabolic process; protein ubiquitination.